This is a messenger RNA of Scatophagus argus, 3706 nucleotides long. It is a transcript of the gene golim4a, whose product is annotated as golgi integral membrane protein 4a. The record is from RefSeq and is a predicted model, not a curated record. The transcript is spliced from 16 exons. Bases 513 to 2606 code for a protein of 697 amino acids. Gene Ontology annotation, cellular component: Golgi membrane; Golgi apparatus. NCBI's taxonomy places the organism in Eukaryota, Metazoa, Chordata, Actinopteri, Scatophagidae.
UUAUGAUUUUAUUCGGAGGAGGGACUUCCUUCAGAGUAGCAGUUGGAUGGCAGGCAGCUGCUGGGCUGACACGUAACUAAAGUUAAAGGUGUUAUGGAGGCCUUGUCGGGUACUUGAGGUCUUACUUUUCCCUCAGGCGUUUCUGAAUUGCGUCGGAAAAGUGAAGUGUUGCAGGGUGAAAAGAAGAGCAAAGCAAGCGGGAGUCGUCAGCCUCGGUUUGACCUGCAUUUCAGCAGCGCAGAGCCGGAGUUUGACGUGAAGUCAAGGGAAAAUCUGAGCGGUUACUUUGAAGUCACAGGAAAGAGUCGCGGGUGGAUGUGGCUAUGCUAAAGUAAUGUUUACAUGGGCAGACGUUAGCACUUAAACCGUGUUUUCUGCUUGGAAAUGCUCGGGAAGUGACAGGAGAGGGGUCCCUUCAGUCUUCACUGGGAGGUACAAAGUUGAGUCGGAAGUUUCCAGCGGCAGAGACGGGGUUUUCUCGCGCAGACAGCGGGGAGGGGUACGGGUCCAACAUGGGAAACGGGGUGUGCUCCCGGAGGCAGCGGAGGAUCUUCCAGUGUCUCCUGCUGGUCACCGUGGUCUGCGGGAUGUUGUACGGGGGGAUGAUAUCGUAUGAGAUGCACAAACAGCUCAAGAGGACUGAGGCGAUGGCACUGAAGUACCAGCAACACCAAGAGUCACUCUCGGCACAGCUCCAAGUGGUGUAUGAGCAUCGCUCCAGGUUGGAGAAGUCUCUUCAGAAGGAGAGGCUGGAGCACAAAAAGGCCAAAGAAGAUUAUCUGUCUUACAAACUGGAAGCACAACAGUCACUCAACAAGGAAAAGCAAGACAGCAUCAGCAGAUACAAUUCUCUACAAGUGCAACACCAGAUGCUGAAGAACCAGCAUGAUGACCUAAAGAAGCAGUAUUAUGAGCUGCAGGACCAGCACCAUGUCGAAGGUGAGGACCACAACCGGCUGCUGGAUGAACACAAGGAGCGCUACGAGAAACUGCAGCAAAUGAAAGAGGUGGAAAUCUCCCAUCUCAAAGAAAACGUAUACAACCUGAGAGAGGAAAACAAACAGCUGAGGAAAGCCCAUCAUGAUAUUCACACACAGCUGCAGGAUGCACAGGUUCGCCAUCAAGACCUGAAGACAGCCCAUGACCAACUUGCACUGACGCUGGAAGACCACAAGAGUGCGCUGGCUGCAGCUCAGGUGCAGGUGAAUGAAUACAAGCAGUUGAAGGAGUCCCUGGACAGGGCGCCCAGUCAGAGACAACCUGAACAAAAACAUAUUCCUCAGGAGCAACAACCAGCUGCCAUAGCACCCGAGUCCCAUGUUCAUGAAGGCCAGCAGGUCACAAUACUGGAGCAGCUACACAAGCAAGAACCUGCUCAUGAGGAGGAUCACCAGAAUCACCAGGACACUGAGUCCAGGUUGGGUCAUCAAGAGGAGGAGGUGCAUGUCCAGUCCCAGCACACCUUGUCAGACAAGGAGGAAGAUGGAGAGGGAGAGGCAGAGAGGAGGAGGGAGCUGGCAGAGGAGGAGAUGGCUCAAGCAGGACAGCCCCAGAAGCUGGAGGAGGACCCGGACCAACCACAGGAUGAGCAGCAGGAGGAAGAGGAGGAGCCAGAACCAGAACAGCCGGACGAGAACAGACUGGGCCGAGAGAGGCGCCAGGAACAGCCGGGUUCCCAUCCAGAGCUGCAUCCCGAGGCCCAGCUGCAGCACGAGGCGCACGCCCAGAUGGAACAUGUGAAGUCAGCCUACGAGCAGCAGCAGGAGCAGCAGCGGCUGGAGGCUCGACGGGCUGAGGAGCGCCGGCAGAUCCAGAUGCGUCAGGAAGCUUUGCAGGUCCAGAGAGACAGGGUGCUGAAGGAGAGGGAGCAGAGGCUGAAGGAGGAACAGGAGAGAGAGCAGCAGCAGCACAGGGAGGCCGACCGACGGGAGCAGCUGCUGAGAGAGGAGCAACAAAGGAAGAAGACUGAGUAUGAAAAUAUGGACAAUGAUAUUGUUCAAGGAGAAGAGGACCGUCACGCUGGGGAUGAAGAGGAGAGGGCGGUUCAUAUGUUACAUGAAGAGGAGGAGAAACAAGAAGUGGAUCACAAAGUGCCACCACAUCCGCAGGGUGCUGUAGAUGGCGAGCUGGACCCCGAGGACGACCCCAACAACCAGGGAGAGGACGAAUUUGAGGAGGCUGAGGAUGAGCGACCGCAGCACAGGGUCGCAGAAGAGGAAGAGGAGGGGGUAGAGGAGGAAGAGGAGCCGGCAGCACCAGCCCAGCACAGAGACACACACCAGAGACCCGAACAACCCGCUGUGGAGGAGCAACUGGUGAUGGCUGGAAACCCAGAUCAACAGGAAGACACGCUGGAUGACCAGUACCAGGAGGACGUCGAGGAUGAGGCUCAGGAGGACAUAGCAGGUGGGCAGAAGAGAGAGGGGGUGGAGGAGGAGGAGGAAGGAGAGGAUCCAUAUAACGAGGAGAACAUAGAACAGGAUGAAGUAAAAAACCAGGAGGGACCAAGAAAGGAGGGGGAAGAGAAUUACGAAGAGGAAGAAGAGGCGGCAGAGGAGGAUGCGGCCGGUCGAGGCAAGGGAACCAAUCGGAGGGCAGAGAUGUAAACUGGACACAGACUUUGACCAGUUGCAGGGCUUUGUUGGCUGCCCUUGGAGCCUGCCGGGUCUUUCUUUCCCUUGUUUCCCAAAGGAAUAAAACCAUCAAUCCAAUCAGGAAAACUGGGAUAUUAUUGCCUGAAAGAUGGGAUGCUAUUCCAAACAGGAUGGAACUGAACAGCCUACACUGUGGAAUCUGUUGGGUGGAAAUCAGACGCAUACUGUAUUUUUAUUAUUAUUAUUUUUUUUUAUUAUUAUUCAUUUUCUUUUCUUGUCUGCUCACACGUCUGCCUGAUUGCCUGAUCAGUUUUGUGACAGCGGAGAGGCAGAGAAUGUAUUUUCAUCAUCUGCUGUCUUUGAGUAUGUGUAAAGAAAGCAAAGAUAAAUUAUGUUAUUCUAAUGUCCUCAUGUUCAGGAUUUAUAUGUAUGUUUUAUGCAAACCGUAUUGUUUGUAGAGCUCAAAUUUUUAAUUUACGUCCUGUCAUUCCAAGUCGAUCAAGUUGUUUUCCGUUAUUUAUUGUUGAUUGUAACAACUCUGACAAUCAUAAAAAGGUGCAACAUGUUCUUGUCUUUCCCCUUACUGAACUGGUUUGUUUCAUGAUGACUUUUACAUCUGCAUGGGAGUGUUUUCACUGGUUACCUCUGAAAUUACCAAAUGCCAAAAGAGACAUUUAUGAUAAAAACAUUCUGUGCUCAAAGUGUCACACUGACAUGUGCCUUUCCAUUCUCGGAAACUUCCUCUGGCUCACCAGUCAUUUUACAUUUGUAAAUUCAUUUCAGUAGAGCAGGAGAGUAGGACUCUGUGCACGCCAGUCAGUGCUGAACUCUGUGCACGCCAACAGUGCUGCAAAUUGCUUCAGCAUAGCCUUAAACAGUGGACGCUCUCUCUCUCAUGUCGACUGCUGGUGUGAUUUAAAUUCGCGAACUUCAUGCAAUUUACUGCAAAAUCUUUAGUCUACUGUACAAUGUGUCGUAAAAAUAAAUGCUGACAAUUUGUACAUUUUUCCGCCAGUUAGAUUUGAUACAAAAAUUGUAUUGAUGAUUGUAUUGAACCGUGUGUGUGUGUGUGUGUGUGUGUGUGUGUUUGGAAUAAAGGGGUCAGUUCUGUA